Messenger RNA from Gordionus sp. m RMFG-2023, 627 nucleotides. RefSeq lists its product as uncharacterized. Bases 1 to 627 code for a protein of 208 amino acids. The record is from RefSeq and is a predicted model, not a curated record. The transcript has a single exon. Gene Ontology annotation, molecular function: nucleic acid binding. NCBI's taxonomy places the organism in Eukaryota, Metazoa, Nematomorpha, Gordioida, Chordodea, Parachordodidae.
AUGAUGUGGAAAUAUCAACAAAUACGGUAUCAAGGUUACUCUCAGGAUUUAGGUACAGCUAUAAAAAAAAUAUCAUUACGUUCAGUUAGAGAAAAUAACGAAUCAAAUAUAGAGAUUCGCAAAGAAUACGCGAAUUGGUUUGUAGAUGUAGCAUAUAUGAAAGAAAAAUUUAUAUUUAUCGAUGAGAGUGGGUUUUCAAUAUCAAUGAGGCGAUUAUAUAGAUAUUCCCAAAUAAAUAAAAAGGCAAUUAAAAAUGUUCAAGGAAUAAAGACAAUAAAUUACACUAUCAUUGCGGCUCUCACAAUUGCAGGAAUAUUUCGAUUCGAAGUUCUUGAUGGCCCUUGCAAUGCUAUAUAUUUUAGCCUAUUUAUAAAUGAAAUAUUAAAUCAUUUUGAAGAAUCUAACAUGAUUAAUAUGAUUUUUGUGAUGGAUAAUGUUCCAUUUCAUCACAAUCAUUCAAUUAGGGAAUCGAUCGAAAGAAAAGGACGUACAUUGAAAUAUUUACCACCCUACAGUCCGUAUUUUAAUCCUAUUGAGAAUGUUUUUUUUCAAUGGAAGGAUUUUGUCAGAAAUAAAAAUCCUAGUAACGAGGAAGAAUUAAUUCGUUAUAUAGAACAUGGAGAAUGA